AUGGCGACUGGCAAGAUCGUGGUGAAGGCGCUCGACAUGGGCCAAGAGAUCAAGGACGAGGCAGUAAAAGUUGCCAAGGAAGCCCUGGCCGAGCACAAGCUCGAACGUGACAUUGCCAAGCAUGUGAAGCAGACAUUCGACAAGAGAUACAGCCCUACGUGGCACUGCAUCGUGGGCAAGAGCUUCGGAUCCUUCGUCACCCACGAGACCAACGGCUUCAUCUACUUCUACAUCGACGACAUCGCCUUCCUUCUUUGGAAAUCUGGAUAA
Messenger RNA from Acanthamoeba castellanii str. Neff, 270 nucleotides. Its product is annotated as dynein light chain 1, cytoplasmic, putative. The transcript has a single exon. Gene Ontology annotation, biological process: microtubule-based process. NCBI's taxonomy places the organism in Eukaryota, Discosea, Longamoebia, Acanthamoebidae. The record is from RefSeq and is a predicted model, not a curated record. The coding region runs from base 1 to 270 and encodes 89 amino acids. Gene Ontology annotation, cellular component: dynein complex. Gene Ontology annotation, molecular function: dynein light intermediate chain binding; dynein intermediate chain binding.